CUCACCCCAGUCCACAGUGGCCCUGACCAAACCACGGGCAGAGAGUGGGGGACCAGCCCCCUGUUCUCAGAGCCACGAUGCUGCGGAGAGGCUUCUACAAGCCCUUAGCCAUCCUCAGGCACAGGGGACCUCUCCAUGCCACAAAGCCACCACACUGGCGCUCCCAGCAUUCCUGUGCAGAGAAACACAGCAACUGUGCCCGACACCCCCUCUGGACUGGCCCAGUCUCCUCCCUGGGAGGCAGCCGGCAGUCUCCUGUGAACAUCCAGCGGAGGGACGGUGUCUAUGACCCACAGCUGGCGCCGCUCAGGGUCUCCUACGAUGCUGCCUCCUGCAGGUGCCUCUGGAACACCGGUUACUUCUUCCAGGUGGAGUUUGACGAUUCCUGUGAGGAGUCAGGGAUCAGUGGUGGACCACUGGAAACCCACUACAGGCUGAAGCAGUUUCACUUCCACUGGGGAGCAGUGAAUGAGUGGGGCUCGGAGCACAUGGUGGACGGCCAGGCUUACCCGGCUGAGCUCCAUUUGGUUCACUGGAAUUCCACGAAAUAUGAAAAUUACAAGGAAGCCACUGUGGGGGAGAAUGGGCUGGCGGUGGUAGGAGUGUUUCUAAAGCUCGGUGUCCAGCACGAGGCCCUGCAGAGGCUGGUGGACGUCUUGCCAAAAGUAAAACACAAGGAUGCACAGGUGGCCAUGGGACCCUUUGACCCUUCUUGUCUGCUGCCUGCCUGCAGGGAUUACUGGACCUACCCUGGCUCCCUCACAACCCCGCCACUGGCUGAGUCAGUCACUUGGAUCAUCCAGAAGAUGCCCAUUGAGGUGGCCCCGAGCCAGCUGUCGGCAUUCCGCACACUCCUGUUCUCUGGGUGUGGUGAGGCAGAGGAGGCAAUGGUGAACAACUACCGCCCACUCCAGCCUCUCAUGGAUCGGAAAGUCCGUUCAUCGUUCCAGGCUGCUGGGGUGAGAACAAGGUCCUAGUCUCAGGAUGAUGCCUGAGGAUAGGUGGAACAGAUGAAGAAGGGGUGCACAGUUCAUAGGCGUGCCAUGUGACACCACGCCCGGAUUAAAAAGAUGAGAUCAUUGCUCCA
Psammomys obesus (fat sand rat) is the source of this 1087-nucleotide messenger RNA. RefSeq names its product carbonic anhydrase 5A (gene Ca5a). Gene Ontology annotation, cellular component: mitochondrion; cytoplasm. Gene Ontology annotation, molecular function: carbonate dehydratase activity; zinc ion binding. Lineage: Eukaryota; Metazoa; Chordata; Mammalia; Rodentia; Muridae. The transcript is spliced from 7 exons. The coding region runs from base 78 to 977 and encodes 299 amino acids. The record is from RefSeq and is a predicted model, not a curated record.